AUGGUCCCUCUCCCAGAGGGUCUGAAGACCUUGAUGGGCCGUCUAGAGACGUUCCUAACGCCGCAUACCAUCCCCAAGCGACGCGCCUCGAACUCGAAGAAGAAGACUCCUGCUUCAGUGACCUGGCCCCAUAAGAAGCCCAACCCCGAAGAGCUUGCCUUCGCCGGAUUCUACUACACGCCCACCGCCGACAACAUCGACAACGUCCGGUGCCUUGUCUGCAGCAGCCAGCUCGAUGGAUGGGAUCCCAUCGAUGUUCCAGCUUACGAGCAUCUCCUCCACGCGCCAGAAUGCGGAUGGGCCAUCAAUGCCUGCAUCCGCCUCCGCCUCGGCGACCCAAAUCGCGUCGAGGAAGACCCGAUGAGCGAGAAGAUGGUCGAGUCUCGAAGGGCCACAUACAUGGAGAGCUGGCCCCAUGAGGACAAGAAGGGAUGGAAGCCAAAGACUCAGAAGAUGAUCGAAGCUGGCUGGUGCUACGACCCGAGCCCAGAUGCUGACGACGGCGCUUCCUGCCACUACUGCCACUUAGCUCUAGAUGGAUGGGAGCCAAAGGACAAUCCUUUGACGGAGCAUCGAAAACGCUCUCCGGACUGUCUCUUCUUUGCACUUGUCGACGAGUAUGCUGCCACGAGGCAGCCUGCUUCGAAGAAAAAGGCUAAGGGUUCGAGAAUUUCAAGAGCAUCACGUUUGUCUACACAAUCAAAUCUAACAUCUUUCUCUGAAGCUCCAUCCUUGAUGUCCAUCGACGUCGAUGAGGUUAUGGCCGAUGUCGACGAUAGCGUUAUGACGAAUGCGACGAACGCCACAUCUACCACUACGAAAGGCAGAAAGGCGAAAGCGAAGGCCCCUGCGAAAGCGACGCGCAAAAUAACACGAGGCAAGAAAGCUGCCUCCACGUCCGGAUCUAUCAAUCUGAACGAUUUCCCAGCUCCUCCAGAGGAGAACCACGGAUUCGAUACCGAUGAAGCCAUGGCCGAUAUCGAUGAUAGCAACAUGACAAAUGCCACGACUACCAAGGGCAAGAAAGGAAAGGCAAAGGCCGCCACCAAGAAGACGACCCGAGGCAAGAAAGCAGCCUCUACGUCUGAAUCUAUCAUGCUGGACGAGCCCGCAGCCCCCGUGGAGGACCGCGAGAUGGAGGUUGAUGAAGUCAUUGCCCAUGUCGACGACAGCAUCAUGACCACUGCCACGGAUGCUACCACCACCAAGGGUCGGAAAGGAAAAGCAAAGGCUCCGGCGAAGACCGCCCGCAAGACCACCAGGGGCAAGAAAGCCGCUUCCAUAGCCUCUACAUCCGAACCCAUUAUACUGGACGAGCCUGCUGUCACCACGAGUAUGGACUGGGAGCUAGAAGCCCUUCAGCCAUCAGAACACGACAGCCCAACACCGAAACGAGGCGCCAAACGAAUGAGCAAUGGCACCAAGAAGACUGACUCUCCAAUUGCCAUCCUGGAGGAUCAGCAUGAGACCACAGAGGCCCCCACACCGCUGCCAAAGAGGGUCAAAAAGACUCUCAAGAAGGCCCAGAUUCCAAGCGAAUCCUCAUCCGACGUGGAGAACAAGCCACCUUCGGCUCGUCCUGCGUCUGUUCGGCCACCACUGUCCGAACGUCGGGGGGUCUUCGACUCUCCAUCCAAGCGUGCAGCAGGCAACACAAAACUGGGCGGAUUCGGCUCUAGCAUGCCCUGGAAGCCAAUUGACCUCGAAAACGUGUUCAAUUUCUCUCCUUCCGUCCCGACACUUGACACGGCGCUGGAUAAGGAGAACUUUUUCCAGGUGUCUGGAGAAGCUGAAGUCGCCAAAGUUCGUGAAGGGCUGACAGAGGCUGAGAGGGGCAUGUCAGUGGAGGAAUGGAUCGUCCAUAAUGCCGAGAGAGGCGAGGCGAUUUUAAGGGCGGAAUGUGAGCGUAAGAUAAAUGUGUUCGAAAUCGAGGGUGGCAAGGCCCUCCUGGCGCUGGAGGGGAUUCAGUGCACUAUUUGA
This is a messenger RNA of Mytilinidion resinicola, 1980 nucleotides long. RefSeq lists its product as uncharacterized. The coding region runs from base 1 to 1980 and encodes 659 amino acids. The record is from RefSeq and is a predicted model, not a curated record. The transcript is spliced from 4 exons. Lineage: Eukaryota; Fungi; Ascomycota; Dothideomycetes; Mytilinidiales; Mytilinidiaceae.